Dichomitus squalens LYAD-421 SS1 is the source of this 1266-nucleotide messenger RNA. RefSeq lists its product as uncharacterized. NCBI's taxonomy places the organism in Eukaryota, Fungi, Basidiomycota, Agaricomycetes, Polyporales, Polyporaceae. The transcript is spliced from 10 exons. The record is from RefSeq and is a predicted model, not a curated record. The coding region runs from base 103 to 1125 and encodes 340 amino acids.
CGCGCAGUGGAUAUAAAAAACUUCAGGGCGUCGCCGAAAAGUGGUUACCUCGCCCCACGAACCACUAGCUUGUAUCGUCGUGCUCUAUAUACCGUGUACCUCAUGUCGACGAUUACUGUGACGAUCCCGACGGAUCUAGGAUCAAUCGCAGCGCCUGUGUUACUGGGAGCACUGCUCAACUGGGCGUUGUAUGGUGUACUCAGCGUUCAAGUCUAUCUCUACUACUUGUCCUUCCCUAAGGACGGAUGGAUCCCACGGUGCCUGGUCUACGGAAUAUGGACCUUGGACACCGUCCAGACUAUCAUCGUGACGAACGACGUCUACAUCGCGUAUGCAAAACGCUAUGGGCAAUUGGAGGUUCUCGGUGCGAUGCAGAACGAAUGGCUGGCAGUCCCGGUGUUCAGCGGAGUUGUGAGCUGCACCGUUCAAUUGUACUAUGCAUACCGCAUCGGGAUUCUCUCUCGCUCACGGACACUGCAGGGUGUCAUAUCCGUCCUGGCGUUGACACAAGGUACAGCAGCGAUUGUCACGGGCGCACAGGCGAAGAUUAUUGGAAGCUUUGCGGGUCUGCAGCAGAAAGCAGCCGUGAGCUGUGGACUCUGGCUCUCUGGGAGUGCUUUGUGCGACAUCAUCAUCGCUUCGUUCAUGGCGUAUCUGUUGUUGCGGAACGACGUGAGGUCGGCGCAAACGCACGCUAUAAUCAACCGGCUGGUCCGUCUCGUCGUAGAAACCGGCACGCUCACUGCCGUGGCCGCAACCAUCGACAUCGUCCUCUACUUUUCUGAACCGGACACGGAUUACCAUAGCUGUAUCGCCACGAUCCUCGCGAAGCUCUACUCAAACUCGCUGCUCGUCAUUUUCAACAGCUGGAUACGCAUCGUCGGAGGACGCAUCAACCCGUCGGCUAGCGUGGUCGUGGGCUUCCCAAGGAGCGGAUGGCCGUCCACGACUUCCCAGACCGAAGUCGGCCCGCCGAUGGAAUACAAGGUUCACACUACUACCUACACGACGACGCUUGGCGAUGCGCAGCCUGAGGACCACCGAUGGUCUGAUGCUAUACAGCUCGAAGAGCAGCAUCCGGGACCCAGCGACUUUCCGGGCAAGGGCAAGCAUGCUUCCGAAUGAGCGAAGGCGGCCAGCUGAUGAUCGGUGGUUGUUGCAAUCGAGCUGUCCCCCACGCUGUCGGUCUCAAGUUGGCCGUGAUACGUAGAUUAUAACUUCCAGAUGGACCUAAGAUGAGGCGUAUUGUCCCAUGCGAUUUGCUUG